AUGGCGGAGCGUCACAGUAUUGAGCGUUCGGAACCGCCUUUUAAGCGAAGAAAGAUCAGAAAGGGCACAAAGUCGUGCUGGGAAUGCAGGAAACGAAAAAUCAAAUGCCAGUUCGAUGGCCCGGAUGACGCAGUAUGCGUCGGCUGCAAGCAGCGGGAGACAGCUUGUCGAAGCCAGGAGUUUGACGACAGCAGUGGUCCAGAGCCGGGACAGAAGCCCGAACCACCAUUGGCAAAGAGGCUUGAUCGUCUUGAGCAGAUGAUGGAACGGAUCGUGAACAAGAUCGUGCCCGACGAUGUGCCCGACCGAGGACCCAGUUCAAGCCAGCAGGCGCACAGCAGGCGCAGUCGCUCUGCUUCGGCCGGCGAAAGUCAUGCUCGAGCGGGCCACGUCUCGUCACCUGACGGCCUCGAAGCUUCUCACGCCCGCGAUGGACCUAUUGCUGCAUUGUUGGCAAUGCAGCAUGAUGUUGGUGGGGCCUCGGAAUCAGCACCACUUGCGACGCCAGUUCUGACUUCCGCCGAGUCUGCCGCCUCCACCGUCCCGGUCGUUUCCACCCCGAAGGAGGACAGCACAGAACCGCAGACACGCUCAGGCCGAGAAAUGCCGUCACCGAAGCACUUCUGGGUUUGCACCACGGUGCGUUCCGUCAUCCCGAAGCCGGGUGUUCUCCAGGCGAUCGUUUCAGCCAGCCCCGGUGCUCCGUAUAUCGCAGCCCUAUGUUAUAGCGACGCUGAGCGGCGAGCUGGCAAGGUCGAGCCUGCAUCCUCCUGGGCUGUGGUGCCGCCCAUCUCCUCACACCCGCUUAUUCUCGCCAGGAGGGCACUGCAGAGUCUCAUCUGCAUUCAGCAAUUACCGCCCGCCUUUGACUGGGACGCUCUGGGAAUAGGGAUCUCUCAGGCAGAGGCCAUGCGCCGAUUGGACACAACCUGCAUGCUUGCCACCUCAAACGACGAGCUGGUUGGUUAUGCUGAGGGAGUCGAGUGCCUGAUUCUUCAUGGGUACUAUCAGGUCAACGCCGGCAGCCUUCGUAAGGCCUGGAUAACGUUCCGGCGGGCCAUUAACACGGCACAGAUCAUGGGUAUAGACCGUGGUCACUCUGCAGCCUUCCGGUCGUGCGAUCCCAAAAGCGACCCCACGCGGAGACCUUCAGCCGCGACGCUGUGGCACCGCCUUCUCUUUUCCGAUAGAUACCUGUCCCUCCUGCUGGGUCUUCCGGUCUGCAGCCAAGAUGAUCAAAGUGUCUACGAGUUGGAGGGCCCUCGCGGAACAGCAGUCGAGCGUCUCGAGAGGGCACAUACGGUCUUUUCGGCCAAGAUCCUCGACCGCAACCAUAUCCAGCGUCGCAAAAAACGUUGCGCCACGCAGAAUACCGCAUCCCGUGAAUAUGCCCUCACCCAAGAGAUAGAUCUGGACCUCGAAGCAGCCGCCAAGAACAUGCCUUUUGGCUGGUGGGACGAACCCAAGCUUGACCCUUUCGCUCCUCUGAACACUCUCUGGGAGGCCACAGAGAGGAUCAUCUGUCAGAUGCACCACUUUACGCUCCUCAUCGUGCUCCAUGUUCCGUACAUGCUCCAUGAGCCAUGCUCGUCACGUUAUGACCACUCCAAGAGCCAAUGCCUGACCGCUGCCCGAGAGCUGCUCAGCCGAUUCAUCUCCUUUCGGAACCACAAUGUUUCGGCCUACAGCUGUCGGAGGGUUGAUUACGCAGCGCUCAUAGCGGCCAUGACACUAUGCCUGUCGUACCUGGGCAGGAGGAAGUGGGAGGUUUGGGACCGGACCAGAAACGACCGAGAGUUGGUAGAAUCGACAAGAAGGAGGAUGGAGCACGUGGCAGGCCUGACCGAGGACAGCCUGAGCAAGGAGGCGGUGGGUAUCAUCGAGCGGCUGGCACCCAUAAUCGAAAAGGCGGCCGGAAAAUUGCAGGCACGGGACAGGAAGGAAAUGAACUUCAACGUUCCGUAUCUUGGAUCGAUCAACAUCAAGAUGGCCAACAGCAACAACAACCCGGAAAGCACCUGGCAACAUCAGCAGUCCGCCACAGCAGAGCUCGGUCCCACACACCCGCAAGGCCAGCACAAGUCGCCGGCUUUUGGCUCAUUCGACGCGGCGUUCUUGUUCGACGACGAGUUCCUCUCCCUUGCGCCUUAUGAUGACCAGGCGCCGUUCGGCUCGGGGGCAGACCUGAGCGCGGAGCCUGACCUUACCGCCGACGGAGGGGACUGGGCUCUCCAGGGCGUGGAUGCAGCAUACUGGUCGCUUUUCGAAGGAGUGAUGUGA
Messenger RNA from Diaporthe citri, 2280 nucleotides. RefSeq lists its product as uncharacterized. The record is from RefSeq and is a predicted model, not a curated record. Gene Ontology annotation, molecular function: DNA-binding transcription factor activity, RNA polymerase II-specific; zinc ion binding; DNA binding. The transcript has 2 exons. Gene Ontology annotation, biological process: regulation of DNA-templated transcription; DNA-templated transcription. NCBI's taxonomy places the organism in Eukaryota, Fungi, Ascomycota, Sordariomycetes, Diaporthales, Diaporthaceae. The coding region runs from base 1 to 2280 and encodes 759 amino acids.